This is a messenger RNA of Erinaceus europaeus (western European hedgehog), 1576 nucleotides long. RefSeq names its product cyclin dependent kinase 10 (gene CDK10). Gene Ontology annotation, cellular component: nucleus. Lineage: Eukaryota; Metazoa; Chordata; Mammalia; Eulipotyphla; Erinaceidae. The record is from RefSeq and is a predicted model, not a curated record. Gene Ontology annotation, molecular function: ATP binding; cyclin-dependent protein serine/threonine kinase activity. Bases 48 to 1139 code for a protein of 363 amino acids. Gene Ontology annotation, biological process: protein phosphorylation; regulation of mitotic cell cycle. The transcript has 13 exons.
GUAGAGCCUUCAGUGCCGAUGCACUAGGCAAUGGCCGGUUAGCGAGCAUGGCGGAGCCGGAGCCGGAGCCGGAGCAGAUCCGUCUGAAGUACAUCCGGAAGGAGGGUUUCUUCACCGUGCCUCCAGAACACAGGCUGGGACGGUGCAGGAGUGUGAAGGAAUUUGAGAAACUGAACCGUAUCGGUGAAGGCACCUAUGGCAUUGUGUAUCGGGCCCGGGACACCCUGACAGAUGAGAUUGUUGCCCUUAAGAAAGUACGGAUGGACAAGGAGAAAGAUGGGGUCCCCAUCAGCAGUCUGCGUGAGAUCACACUGCUUCUUCGCCUUCGCCAUCCAAACAUUGUGGAAUUGAAGGAGGUGGUUGUAGGGAACCACUUGGAGAGCAUCUUCCUGGUGAUGGGUUACUGUGAACAAGACCUGGCUAGCCUUCUGGAGAAUAUGCCAACACCUUUUUCUGAGGCUCAGGUGAAGUGCAUUGUGCUGCAGGUGCUCCGGGGUCUCCAGUAUCUGCACCGGAACUUUAUUAUCCACAGGGACCUGAAGGUCUCCAACUUGCUUAUGACGGAUAAGGGAUGUGUGAAGACAGCGGAUUUUGGUCUGGCUCGAGCCUAUGGCACCCCAGUGAAGCCAAUGACUCCCAAGGUGGUCACCCUGUGGUACCGGGCCCCUGAACUGCUGCUGGGGACUACUACACAAACCACCAGCAUUGACAUGUGGGCCGUGGGCUGUAUCCUGGCUGAGCUGCUAGCCCAUAAGCCGCUUCUGCCUGGCACUUCUGAGAUCCACCAGGUCGACCUAAUUGUGCAGCUGCUGGGGACGCCCAGUGAAAACAUCUGGCCUGGUUUUUCCAAGUUACCGAUGGCCAGCCAGUAUAGCCUGAGGAAGCAACCAUACAACAAUCUCAAGCACAAGUUUCCAUGGCUCUCGGAGGCCGGCUUACGCCUGCUCAACUUCCUCUUUAUGUAUGACCCCAAGAAAAGGGCAACAGCUGGGGACUGCCUGGAGAGCUCCUACUUCAAGGAGAAGCCCUUACCCUGUGAGCCAGAGCUCAUGCCCACCUUCCCCCAUCACCGCAACAAACGGGCCACACCAGCCACAUCCUCAGCUGCUGAGACUCAGAGCAAGCGCUGCAAACCCUGAUGGACGGAACCUCAUCUUGAACAGCAUGGCUGCAUGGAUCAGGCUUUCUGGAGCUGGUUUGUGCCCGUAUCUGGGAAAGAGCAGUACUGAACUGACAGCAGCUCCCAGGACAGCAGGGUGUGGUUGUGGGGUGGUGUGGCUGCACAGAAAGGGCAGUGGCCAUCAGAUACUGAGGGCCCUUUGCAGCUCCCAGCUGUGGCAGUGUUUCUUGAAGGUUGUAUGGAGUUCUGACUUCUCAAGAGGAAAUACCUGUUGGGCCCUCCCUGGGUGUUGCUGGUUUGAAAGAAGAUCCAGGAGGAUCCAGGAGGUCCCUAGGUUCUGCCAGGGCCUGGAGAUACUUCAGGGACCCUCUGGGUGGGUGGGUGGGGGUGCUGAGGCCCAGGAAAAGGUUAUAACUAUGUUAACAAGAGUUCAGAAAGAUAAAUGCUUUCCUGAUA